GAGAGGAAACUCACAGCAUGAUUCACUGAAGUGUUUGUUGCGGUUUUUACACUUAUCUGCUUCUCUAACCUAAGCAGUUCCACUGCUUAUUUCACCCGAGGUCUAUUGUUUUUUUAUCAAGAGACAUAAUUUUUUUUUUUAAUUUUCCAUUUCAAAGAAGAAAACAAUUCUCCAUAUAUGAGAAUAAUCAUUUCAAUUGGGAUCAUUUCAGCAGAGUAAAGGCUUGCGUCAUGACAACGAGGGAGCUCCUGCUUCUGGCUGUUCACCUCUCCCUGGUAAUGUCUGAAUGUAAGCUUGGAUAUACAUCUUGCAUUGAUUCUGACAAAUGCAAGGAGUCCUCGUCUCUGUGCGGGCAAAACGCAACGUGUGUCAACACAAACGGCAGCUUCAACUGCGAGUGUAAGAAUGGCUUCAAAACUUCGGGAAAGAAGAUGCAGCGCUUUAAGCCUUUUGAGAGGGAAACAUGUAGAGACGUAUGUGAGAUGGAUAAGACAAUCUGUGGAAAUGGAACAUGCCACCAGGGAAAAGAUGGUUAUGUGUGCGCAUGCCACGCCGGAUCCAGCAACUACGGCAACAAGAGGUCCCGUUGUGUUGAAUUAAACUGUGAGGUGUUCAUGAAUGCGUUGAAUCAACAAGAGAGCGAUCCAUAUGUAACUAGUGUCCUAAGGAUGUUGAAGGGCAGCUGUCUGAACCUAAGCGAGAGCGAAACUCCCACCAGCUUUGACGGAGACGAAUUUCUUGAGAGGCUGUUGUCUAUGAUAGACAGGCUCCUGUCGGGCAGAACCGUCUUGGAUAACAAGCAGGUAUCCUUCAUCCUGAGUCUAGUGGAGAGCAGCCUGGGUCUGAUCGCUCCCUUCAUGAGCAAGAACAGAACGCAGGUCUCCAAAGCUCACACAGAGUUGGAGCUGCUGCUGUUUAAAGGUCCUGGUUUCCCCCAGGGACCCGCAACAUUGUUAACUAAACAUGCCAAGCUGCAGAUGCAAUGGGAAACAGCUGCUGGAAAAAACUCCACUUACCCAGGCUUUACAGCCCUGAUCUUGCUGAGCUACUCAACCUUGGAGAACUCCACCAAUCGGUCCUUUAGUGGGAUCAAUGUAACAAAAGAAAACAGCCUUCAGAUGAAUUCAAAAGUGGUUACUGUUAAAGUUAGUAACCCAGACACUGCUGCCCUCCAAGUGCCGGUGACAUUAACCUUCAACCAUCUGCAAAGAACAGACAAGGACAACGACUCGAUCUGUGUUUACUGGGACUCGGAGGCCGACGGCGGGUCCUGGUCGACUGAUGGCUGCGACACCCUCCACUCAGGUGCUAACUACACACUGUGCUCCUGCAAGCACCUCAGCAGUUUCGCUGUCCUCAUGGCCCUUCACGACAUAGAGGACCCGUAUGAGAUGAAGGUGUUCACCUGGGUGGGUCUCACGCUAUCACUGGUUUGCCUCUUCGUCUGCAUCCUGACUUUCGCCCUGAUCCGCUCCAUCCAGAGCCCCAGGAACAGCAUUCACCUCCACCUGUGCCUCAGUCUCUUUGUCGCUAACCUGGUCUUUCUUUGCGGCAUCACUCGCACAGAGAACCAGACUGGCUGCGCUGUGGUGGCAGGGCUGCUGCAUUAUUUCUACCUGGCGGCCUUCUGCUGGAUGUGUCUGGAAGGCAUUCAGCUCUUCAGGAUGGUGGUCCUGGUCUUCAACAUCAGCUUCCAGACGGUCCGCAUGAUGGCUGUGGGCUACGGAGUACCGGCGGUGAUAGUCGCCAUCUCCGCACUGGUCCAUUCCGGCGGAUACGGCACAGAGAAAAAUUGCUGGUUAAACUUGGAAGGUUCGUUCAGGUGGAGUUUCUUCGGUCCCGUCUGCUUCAUCAUCACAGUGAACAUUUUCUUCUUCUUUGUCACUGUGUGCAAGCUGGCACAGAAGUUCUCAAGUUUAAACCCUGACUUAGACAACUUACACAAGAUCAAAGCUUUCACUAUCACCGCUGUGGCCCAGCUGUGUGUACUUGGCACCACGUGGAUCUUUGGCUGUUUCCAGUUUGGGAACGGCCCGUCAGCCAUGUCUUACGUGUUCACCAUCCUCAACAGUCUGCAAGGCGUUCUGCUCUUUGUAAUGCACUGCCUGCUCUACAAACCGGUAAGAGAUGAAUAUGGAAAGAUAUACUCAAGAUUCUUCGCACCACAGAAAAUGUACUCAGUGUUCACUUCCUCUCAGUCAAGCAAAGCACAGAAUUCCAAGAGUUCCAAGAACACUGGGGAGUCUGGCCUUUGAAGUGGUGUCGGAAGGCUGAAGCUUGUAGAGUGGAGCUUUAAAUGUCUUUGGACACCCUCCAGCUACUUCGGGGAGAAGUCCCUGUUGUUAUUCUCCAUAUAUUUGAAAAAUGUUGCCUUCCUAGUAGCUGGUUGGUUGCACUGCAGUAUCGAAAAGCCCUGCUGUUCAAUUUAGCAUAUCAAGAUAUACUUUAGGUUGGCCCCUCCCCUCAAACUCUCCCACUUCCAGAUCAGGUUUCAAAUGUGUCUCUUUUUGUGAGUGUUUGUCCACAGGCACACACAAAUGUAAUGAAGGAAUAAUGGCUUUUCAGUCAAUAAAUGAAACAUCAAUUUGAUGGAUUUCCAAA
This is a messenger RNA of Gadus morhua (Atlantic cod), 2601 nucleotides long. RefSeq names its product adhesion G protein-coupled receptor E2. The coding region runs from base 231 to 2255 and encodes 674 amino acids. The transcript is spliced from 17 exons. Gene Ontology annotation, cellular component: plasma membrane. Gene Ontology annotation, molecular function: G protein-coupled receptor activity; calcium ion binding. Gene Ontology annotation, biological process: cell surface receptor signaling pathway; adenylate cyclase-activating G protein-coupled receptor signaling pathway. NCBI's taxonomy places the organism in Eukaryota, Metazoa, Chordata, Actinopteri, Gadiformes, Gadidae. The record is from RefSeq and is a predicted model, not a curated record.